This is a messenger RNA of Biomphalaria glabrata, 2103 nucleotides long. Its product is annotated as protein obstructor-E-like. Gene Ontology annotation, molecular function: chitin binding. Lineage: Eukaryota; Metazoa; Mollusca; Gastropoda; Planorbidae. Gene Ontology annotation, cellular component: extracellular region. Bases 272 to 952 code for a protein of 226 amino acids. The record is from RefSeq and is a predicted model, not a curated record. The transcript is spliced from 4 exons.
UCACUGAAGAUUCCCUCCUCCCUUAACAGCCCCCAAUUUCCAGCUAGUAUCUUCAAACAAUCUGCACUAAUAUUUAAAGUGAAAAGCCUGAGAAAAUUGUUUUAUCUUCUAACCCCACUGUUCUUGCCAACUUAUCUUUUCACAAAAUGUAAAGAAGAGUUUAUGAGCUGGGAAUCCUAUGUUUGGUCAUCACAUUCUGCAUUCAGACUGAAGCCUAUUAAUUGAGAAGCAAACAAAACUUACACAAACUUUUUUUUAAAUUAUUUUUAAAAUGUUGUUGCGUAUAUCAUUGAUAAUAUUUUUAUUUGUGAUGUCAUCAUAUUCCUAUGAUUACUAUUACUAUGACCCAACAAUUUGUGAAAAUGUACAACCUGGACUCUGGGUAAGGGACACUGUAGAUUGCACCAUUGCCCACCAAUGUGGCUUUGACAUGGAAGUGAUACAGUCUAUUCAAUGCAAUGCUAGUCAAGUCUGGUCCAAACUGGCCUCUGCUUGUGUAUGGGAAUGGGACCCAGACAGAGAUGACUGCAAUGGAAAGCCACAAUUGUCCAUUAAUGCGGAUCCCAGGUGUGUUAAGAAAACUGGUAAUAACCCUCACCCAGAAGACUGCUCCAAAUUCUUGUCCUGUGCUAAUGGCACAAUGGUGGCAGAGCAGCGAUGUUCAGAUGGAACCUUAUACUGGCCACGGAAUGCCACUUGUGAAUUUGCUGAUAAUGUUGCUUUUGAUUGCGGCCAUAGAAAAAUCCCAAUGUCUAUUCCAAUUUAUGAAGACGACCCUUUGUGCAAAACGAACGGCCAAGUUCCAGAUCCAACAAGCUGCCGUCACUUCAUUCAGUGUCUUCAUGGGAAGAAAGUGCAAAGGAUUCAAUGUCCCCGUGGCACUGCCUUCUCCGACAAAACAAAGCAGUGUGAAUGGUAUGAGGAGGUUCACUGUGGCAGCAGAGCUGUCUAGAAACCACUUUCAUUAAGUUGUCUAACCUUAAAAGUACCUCUUUAUAAUUAUAUAGUGUUGUCUACCUUUGUAUAAUAGAAUUAAUUUUUUUAAACAAGAAUACUUGUUUAGUCUAGGUUUAUCUUGUGCACAAAAACCCAUAUAUAACAACUUAUGCUUUUGAAAUAAUAUAUAGAAUUGUUCAAUUUUUACAUUUUCUUUACCUAAUACAAAAUGGUGAAUAAAAAUGCAUCCAAAUGAGAUUCCUUCUCCCAAAUAAUGAUUUUCUAGUGCUGCUAUUUCAUUUGCAUUUUAGCAUCCCCCUACUAAAAACCUGUCAGCAGAAAGCGUUAAUGAGUUUUUGGCACAUCGGCACACUUUAGGCCAUGUUGUGCCCGUAAAGCGUUAAUAAAAUAUUUGUAAAGUUUGAGUGUUUUAAGUUUUGAAUAGCUAAAUUUUCAUAACAUUCAUUAUUUUUGUUAACAAUUACAUAACUUUAGUUACAUUUUAAGUGUUCAUUAUCAGCUAUUGGUAAUUUUAAAAAAAAAAAUCAAUUAUCCUGUUGUUUGUUUUUGGGUAGAGAUUCUGUUUUCAUAAUUGAUCACAGCUGGAAUGACUUUUGUUAGUUUGUCAUAUGCUCACAAAUAAACAUUUAACAAUGGUGUUCAUUUAUCACAUAUUUUAUUGUUGGUCAGUUUCUUACAUAUCACCUUUACCAUUACAAACUUUCAGAGAAAUGUUUAGUUUUUAACUUGGACACUUACAGAGUUGCAAAGACAAAGACUUGGCAAAGAUUGACCAAUAAUGACAUUUUUAAAAUGUAUGUUGCUUGAGAUGAAGCUACACACAAAAAAAUGAUUUCAAAUAGCAACCUGAUUAAAAUCAAGUUUCUCUAUUUCAAGCAUAUACUUUUUUUACAUUGAAAUUGUGUAUCACUAAAAUCUUUUUUUUUUUUUUGCCAAAACUUUUUAUUAGUUCAUUAUUGUAAUUUUUUUUUAAAUAUAAAGACUCAUUAAAUUAUUUAAAAAUGGUGGAUUGUGUUAAUUUGUGAAAAAUGUAAAUCUUAAUUAUUAGAACCCUGACAUCACCUAUACAGUAUUACUGUACCAUACAGCUGACAUUUCUGCACCUCAUCAAAAAGCUGAAUAAAACUCAAAUGUUUUACAAUGUUA